AGUAGCCAGGAAUCUGCAGCUCCCGGGAGAACUGAUCGUGCCCCCAAACGCGGGCGAGGAAUCUAGCGAAAACAGCCAAGCGGAAGCGGAACCAUGUAUUGCCUUCAGUGCUUGAUACCGGUGCUGCUCAUCCCGAAGCCAACGAAUCCGGCGCUGAUGCAAACGCACGUCAUGUUUAUCGUGCUCUACCUGAUCGGAUUCUUCCUGGAACGGAAACCGUGCACCAUUUGCAGUGUUGUGUUCAUCAUGGCCGUGUUUCUGAUCUGCAACAGUGGCGUCGGGAACUGCCUGUUUUGGGGCAACUGCGAAGGGCACACGUGUGAAAAUGGCUAAGGAAUGUGCGGCGCCCGAAGCAGUGGACAUAAUGUGCGACCAUCACCGCGACUGGAAUCCUCCUGGGCGUAUCGAUUGUGCGGCAUGUUUUGGUAAACAAUAACUAUCCUCAACUAAAUCUGUUACUUCUCCUUUUUGGCGCACUCCAACGAAUAGUGGAUAUUAAUUAACUAGUCCAAUGGAUUGUUUUAGCGUGAGACAUAAUUUACUUUUAUUCUGUGCGGUUGCUCGAUACUGGAACCAGUGGCCGCGCAACUAGUACCAAAUAGCGAAAGGGAACCGUUUUAAUUGUUAUGCUUUUACUUGUGUUACGUUGUACGGGGUCGAUGUUGUUACUUUCGUCGACGACAAGAAGAGUAAUUAUUUGAGAACGCAAAGACUUCGGAAGCAGAUCAAACUCACGCUACCAGCGGUUGUGCCUGCCCCGCUUCGGGCGGUAGGGCUGAGCCUUGAUGGGAUUGACGAUAAGUGAUGAUGAACCCUCCACAAAGUAUAAGAAGAAACGCUGUAAAAAUGCAAUGAAAAAUCAUACAACCGAAUGUAGCAUCGUAGGGUAGUGUUGGUUCGUUUAAAAGCAACCGUAGAUAAGCAACGAUAAGUUAACCAGCGCAGAACGAUUUUUUACUGCAAGUAGGCGCUUGCAGAAACAUACAGGUUGAAACAAGUAAUAUUGCCGUACCCUUAUCGACACGUUGUGAACUUACUAAAACUAACGGAUACAUAAUUGGUUUGAAAAGAAAAUAUCAUUCGAUGCUGGGCGUGGAUUGGAUUGAGCCCCAUCCUGGUUGCCAUUGUAAAUGUUUCAAAAUUAAUAAACUUUAGAAAACCAUAAAAUGCGGAGUUGACAUGAAACUGUUGAAUUUAACGCGCUGAGCUUAACAAAACAAGAUCGGUACGAAAGUCGAGCGACGCUGAAUCAUUGGGCGAAUCGCAAAAGAGGGUUGGCCAAGUGCCAAAAUAAAAUUUCAAGCCACAGACACGCAAGGGAGACAGAUAAGCCCGGGGGCCAAUAGUAUCACACGCGACCCCCAGGCUUCGCAGCCCGUUUCAAGGUGUCUACAAUCACGACCACAGCCAGGCAAAUCGAGACAGACCGUGUUCGGGCAACCGGUGUAGAUAUGUAAUAUUUAUUUAUUUUUAACCCCUAGGAUAGUGUGUUGAACGAAAUAAUAAAUUGUAA
Molecule: messenger RNA, 1513 nt
Organism: Anopheles bellator
Lineage: Eukaryota; Metazoa; Arthropoda; Insecta; Diptera; Culicidae
Gene: bc10
Product: bladder cancer-associated protein
Exons: 1
Coding region: 94-333 (79 amino acids)
Source: RefSeq, a predicted model, not a curated record